This is a messenger RNA of Knipowitschia caucasica, 657 nucleotides long. Lineage: Eukaryota; Metazoa; Chordata; Actinopteri; Gobiiformes; Gobiidae. The record is from the annotation of a GenBank genome assembly.
AUGACAAUGUUGGGUAUGUACGUGCCAGAUAGAUUUUCCCUCAAAUCGUCUAGGGUCCAGGAUGGAAUCGGUCUGUACACAGCGCGGCGAGUGAAAAAGGGAGAAAAGUUUGGUCCGUUUGCUGGGGAGAAGAAGCUGCCGAGUGAACUGGAUGAGAGCUCAGACACAAGGCUGAUGUGGGAGGUCCGCGGCAGCAAAGGAGAUGUUCUGUAUAUUUUGGACGCCAGUAACCCACGUUAUGCCAACUGGCUGAGGUUCGUCCACCAGGCGCCUUCUCAAGAGCAGAAGAACUUGGCUGCUAUUCAGGAUGGAGAGAACAUCUUCUACCUGGCUGUGGACGACAUAGAGACAGACACUGAGCUCCUGAUUGGUUUUCUGGACAGCGACAUGGAAGCAGAGGAAGAAGAAGAGGAGGAAGAGGAUGUUGAAGAUGAAGAUGAGAACAGCAAAGAGCCCAAACAUGUGGUCGAGAUGGAACUGGUCAUAAAGAAGGAGGACCACCCCUGUUUGCUGUGUGAGAGCAGCUUUCCCAGUGAGGACAUUUUGGCUGCGCACCUCCAGAGCCUGCACCAGAGGCCCAGCUCGGAGGAGAAGGAGUUCAAAUGCAGAAACUGUGGCAAGAAAUUCCCCAUCAAACAAGCUCUCCAGCGCCAGUAA